CGCAUUGUGCUCCCUCUCUCUCUUUCUCUCUCUCUCUCUGAGCAGCCCUGACUUAACUAGCCAGAGAAAUCUGUUGUGUUUUGCACUGUGGCUACCCGCUGUCCCUUGUGGUGCAGGUUUGAGCCCCCCUCAGAGGAGAGACAUGUGGCGAAAGACAGGAGCGGCCACCGCAGGAAGUGACAGCAGGAUCCCCUGAGCUCAAAAACGAAGGAUAACCACUACCGAUCAACGCGGGGACAAGGAGACGUGAGCCCAGGGCAAUAUCAACCAUGUUGACACCAUGGAGAUUGUUCCUCUGCCAGAUGGCACUGAACAUAUUCUAUCACAUCGCUAAAGCCAGUUUAUGCCUUGGUGGUCAAGACAUAUUUGCCACGGUCCGAGAGAACAGUCCCACUGGAGAGAUCAUAGCCCACCUCAGUAUCAACGGAGACCCUGGAGCCAGUAGCAUCCGCCUGUGUCUCACAGGAGAAAACGCUGACUGGUUUUACCUUGAAGGCCGAACAAUCCGACUCAACUCGUCGUUUUCAAGGAUCUUAGAUCGAGAAGCUGCGCAGGUGAACGAUCCAAAGAAAUAUUCGGUGGCGACGGCACUGGUGCAUGUGGUGUCAGAGAACCGAUUUCCUCCAUUCUUCAACAAGACUGUCUACAAAGGGUUCCUCAUUGAGAGCUCCAGCCCUGCCACACUGGUCACUACCUACGGGAACCAAGUCCUGGUAGUCCAGGCCAUUGACAGGGACUUCAGAGAUGGAAUAAAUCCAAAAAUCCAUUACACAAUGCAGCCCUUGACGGGUAGCAAUAAACUGUACCACAUUACCCAGGAUGGCAUUGUGAUUGCAAAGACGGACCGACUCAGAGCAUUCGACCGACACAUCCUGGAGGUGAUUGCAACAGAUGAAGAGUCAGGUGAAACAGCCCAUGCUUCAGUGGAUAUUGAAGUGCUGCAGAGGGGACAACCAGUUCCCAGAAGUCCAUUCGGUGAGGAACGUCUGUUUGGAGAUAUGAACGCAGGGAUGGCCGGCGGCAUCGCUGCCCUUGUUCUGCUAGUGGCUGUGACAGUACUAUUUAUCUUCCUCUGGCUGGCCAAGAGACGGAGAGAGAGACGGGAUCCAGCAAACAGGGGCGCAGUAGCUCUUGGGAAACACCCAAAUGUGAGCUUAAGAUGGUUUCAGCAGGUCAAUUCAGGACAUCCCAUGUCGCUCAUAGAGGAUGCCUCCUACCACAACGAGGCAUUCAUUGACCAUGAAUACCCCAGUGAUUUGUACACCAAAACAGAUGACAUGCUUCCUGCGUCAAUCAGGGCAUAUGAGUCUGAAAGGCCCAUGGCACUGCAAGACAUGCUGCCCAUCCUGGUGCUUCCAGAAAUAAUACCCGCAAACACCUCAUCUUCAGCUCUGACCAAUGGGAAAGCAUUUGGAAAAUCAGUCUCUUUUAAAGACGACGUAGGAGCAGCGGAGGAGACUUUGCCCAAAAAUGAAGGACAAAUUGUAGUUGUAUGUAAUCAAAUAGAAACCAGAGCAGAUAUUUUGAUGCCUGUCAUGCAGCAGGACACUUUUGCUACCGCUACAGCAGAAAAUCCUGCAGAAAAGUUGGACGUUUGUUGCCCAGAUACUUCUGUAAGACCCAGAGAGGAAUGUAUCUUCGCUCAUGCUAAUGAGGAUGAUGAAGAUGACAAUGAUCCAUACAAGAACAUGGCCUCUGUUAUUUACAGCAGUGAUGAAGACACGGGGCACGACGAGCCAAAUGAUUUAAGGCACUAUUACAAACAUGGGCAAAACCAGUUUACAAUUGACCACAUGAAGGCCAUCGGAUUACAAAUCGAGGAUUCGGAUGAAUCACAAGCCUGAUUCGUCAAGCUCAUUUGAACAAGUCGCUUUCAUGAAAAGCCAAAUCCUUACAAGUUUAAACAAAGCGAAAAUAGCAACAAACAAACAAAAAACAGGCUCAUUAAUAGGACAUAAAUAUGUAUUAUCAAACUCUACAGUUGGUUGAGCACCUGCUUUUCAAAUUUUUUUUUUUAUAUUCCAUGUUUUCCUCAUGUUGAACUGGUACAGAAAUACACAGACAAUACAGUGCACCUGAUCAGUCUUAAUUAAGAAUCAGUUUAAAUGAAGUUUUGAUGACUGUGUCGUUGAAAAAUUAA
Sinocyclocheilus anshuiensis is the source of this 2140-nucleotide messenger RNA. RefSeq lists its product as uncharacterized. Gene Ontology annotation, molecular function: cadherin binding; calcium ion binding; beta-catenin binding. The record is from RefSeq and is a predicted model, not a curated record. Lineage: Eukaryota; Metazoa; Chordata; Actinopteri; Cypriniformes; Cyprinidae. The coding region runs from base 270 to 1844 and encodes 524 amino acids. Gene Ontology annotation, biological process: homophilic cell-cell adhesion; multicellular organism development; cell morphogenesis. The transcript is spliced from 9 exons. Gene Ontology annotation, cellular component: membrane; catenin complex; adherens junction.